Juglans microcarpa x Juglans regia is the source of this 1595-nucleotide messenger RNA. RefSeq names its product extracellular ribonuclease LE-like. The transcript is spliced from 6 exons. Gene Ontology annotation, biological process: RNA catabolic process. Gene Ontology annotation, cellular component: extracellular region. NCBI's taxonomy places the organism in Eukaryota, Viridiplantae, Streptophyta, Magnoliopsida, Fagales, Juglandaceae. Gene Ontology annotation, molecular function: RNA binding; ribonuclease T2 activity. The record is from RefSeq and is a predicted model, not a curated record. Bases 761 to 1501 code for a protein of 246 amino acids.
CGCCCUUAGCCCCCAUCUCAAGAAAAUAAGCUAUCAAGUUAAUUUCUCUAUUCACAUGUUUAAAUUGAACAGAUAAGUCCCUCAUUGCAGCCUCUAUUACUUUCCAUAUCUCUCUGAAAGCCCAGUGCAUUAUACCAUCUUCAGUUAACCAACUAAACAAUAAGCAUAAUCAGAUUCUACCUCAACACUAGAGCCAUAUCUCAAACCAUAAGACAAAUACAUAAAUGCCCUUUGCAAGUGUUUUCAAGGAUUGGGAUUAUUUGCCACACUCUAUUUGUUGCAGUGCAUAUUUCAGUUAAGCAUCCAUGUAAUUUCGUCAAAAAAAAUCCCAAACUAAGAAAGCCUAAGAAGCAAUUUAGUGAAAUUUAAAGCAAGCAUCCUAACCACUGCACUGGUCAUCAGCACCAUUCUCUAAAGAACAGACUGAAAAGGCCCAAGGGGCCAAGCUAUAAAUAUAGAGAAGAUUUAUAAGGUGUCUGUGAAGAAGACCGUUUGGUCAUGUCCAUUUAUUUUCUGUGCCGAGCAAAGCAAUAAUGCCGCUGCUCCUGUCUCCUUAUCAUUCAAGUUGCUCAGUCGUCAGCAACUCUACCUCGAGACUUUUGAGUUGGAUUCUUUGGACUUGUUGGUUGCACAUUGCUUGGUUAGUUUUUUCAGCAGAUUGUUCAAUUUGUUGCUUUAUUUGCUUAUAAAUGCAAAUGCAGCAUUUCAGAUCCUCACAAAAACAGGUGCGUUUGCUUGAGAGAGAGAGAGAGAGAGAAAGAUGAAAGGAACAAAUGGGAUGCUAAUCGUCAUUUUCAUGUUCCAAAUUCAGCAAGCAGCAGUUUGUGGUACUCAUUUACAUAAUGUCUCUAAAUUUGUUCAAAAGUGGCAGGUUCCAGUAGCCACAGCAGGAAGAAAAUAUGAUUUCAUUUACCUCGUCCAACAGUGGCAGAUUUCUUUGUGCAACAUAAAGUCUUGCAUAAAACCAGCAAGGCCAGCAUUUAGCAUCCAUGGGUUAUGGCCAUCUACUUAUUCAACGAAAACCCCUUCCAACUGCACUGCUACUGUUAGCAAGUUUGCACCGCAAAAGAUUUCAGACCUCAAAGAUAGAUUGGACAUGGAAUGGCCAUCGCUCCUGCGGGAGAGUAAUUAUGAGCUCUGGAAAGAAGAGUGGGAAAGCCAUGGAAGUUGCUCUCAAGCCAUGCUCCCUCAGCAUGCAUUUUUUGAGACAGCACUCAAACUUAAGGAAAAAUAUAAACUCCAGGAAAUGCUAGCAGAGAAAGAUAUCUAUCCAUUUGGUAACCUCUACCGCCUAGAUGGAAUUAUCGAUGCCAUUGCAACUGCUACGGGGCACAAUCCUCAAAUACAGUGCAGCUUGUACAAGCAAGUACCUCUGCUUUCAAAUGUUUUCCUGUGCUUUGACUACAAUGCAACUAAUAUAAUCGACUGCCCUGUGAAGAAGAGAUGCCGAUAUGAUGAAAUAAUGAUCCCUUACUACAUGUUUGGUUCUCGAAGAAACUAAGUGAGAGUUAGGAAAUGCUACAGGAUUUACUUUUCUUCCUUUUUCGCUCUGUUUGCCGCAUGCUUAAUUUCCACCAAAAAGCAAAUUCCAUUUA